Molecule: messenger RNA, 671 nt
Organism: Monomorium pharaonis (pharaoh ant)
Lineage: Eukaryota; Metazoa; Arthropoda; Insecta; Hymenoptera; Formicidae
Gene: Sf3b6
Product: splicing factor 3B subunit 6
Exons: 3
Coding region: 126-503 (125 amino acids)
Cellular component (GO): cytoplasm; nucleus; ribonucleoprotein complex
Molecular function (GO): mRNA binding
Source: RefSeq, a predicted model, not a curated record
ACAAGUAUGCGUAUCUACUAACUUGUUACUCCUUGUCACUACUGUUUACUGUCGAUCGUGUUUGAUCGUCAAAAAUUCAAUUCUUUAUUAUUUUGCAAGAGUUUCAGUAAAACCAAUUUGUCAAAAUGACUAUGGCAAUGUUGCAACGUCGUGCCAAUGUAAGGCUACCACCCGAAGUAAACAGAGUAUUGUAUAUUAGGAACUUGCCUUAUAAAAUCACCGCUGAAGAAAUGUACGAUAUAUUUGGAAAAUACGGAGCUAUCAGACAAAUUAGAGUAGGUAACACAGCUGAGACUAGAGGCACAGCAUUCGUUGUGUACGAAGAUAUAUUUGACGCGAAGAAUGCAUGUGACCACUUAAGUGGUUUCAAUGUGUGCAAUCGUUAUUUAGUAGUUCUAUAUUAUCAAAGUAACAAAGCGUUUAAGCGAAUUGACGUUGAUAAAAAGAUGGAAGAUCUAGAUAAAUUGAAGACAAAAUACAAUCUAAAUGAUGAAAAAAAAUAAAUUAUAGUGUGUAUUAUGAUAUAAUUAUAUUUAUAUUGAUAAUUUAAUUUUUAUAUAUAACGUAUGAACUGCUUGUAUGAUAAACAUAGAAUAGAGAAGAGAGAACACAUCAACUUCGAAUAAAAUAAAAUUUCUGUUGUAUAGUAAAUAAAUUUGUAUAUAAUUUUC